AUGACCAGCUGCUCUAUCCCCCUGGACAUCGGGAUCGCGCCUCGUCACGAUCCGGCAGACGCCAGCCCUUUUUGGAAGAGGUUCUUUCCGUUGGAACCGCAACAGGUUGCUCUUGCGUCGGAAACCGAUCCGUUCGACUUCGUCAUCAUUGGCACCGGCAUGGGCGGUGGCGUGCUGGCCGCCGAUUUCAUCAGCAAAAACUUGAGCCUUUCGAGGAACACGGCGGACCUCAACUCCCAAUCGACCGCUCAGGACGCCGAUGACCUCUUCCGAACGCUACUGCAACUCGCCAGCAGCGCUAAACCCGACGCCGAUGCGCUGAUCGCGGCAGUUCGAGAACGAGGUGCCGAUGUUUGCGAGGGCAUCGUGCGAUCCUCCUUGCCGCAGGCCCUUACGGACACCGCGGUGCCCGUCGUCCGGGAGAAAGCCGCGGAGCUGUUUGAGAAAGUUGCGAGGAGCCUUGGGUCGGGUGCAGACGUUCCCGACAUAGGACAGCAAGCGGCUGAUCUCGUCGCCGACCUCGCUGACGUUCUCUACGAACCGUCUUCUGGCUACGCGCAUGCUGCGAUCCUUCAGCGAUCUUCGGCUCUUUUCGAGAAGAUCGCUCACACCACUACGGUCACCGCUGCUAGCCCUGCGAUGCUUGACACCCUCGUUGAAGAGGGUGCGAGUUUGUUCAAGUCUUGUGUUCAAGAGCGUGCACGUCCGAAGAGAAUCCUGAUCCUCGACAAGGGUGGCGUCACUUUCCCAAGUCACGUACUCAACGGCCCUCGCCCUCCGCAUCUCCCCUCGGACGGAGCCAGCGAUGCUUUCUACCAGCUUGUGCGAUCCGAAUGGAUGAUCGAUACAGCUCCCUCCACCAGGCGUGGCGAGAACGAUGGCGACAACCGCGCAUCGCCCAACCCCUCUAAGCCAUGGAACGGAGGGGCCGUGUAUGCUCUAGGAGGUCGAAGCACCGUGUGGGGCCUGUUUACUCCGAGAAUCGACAGUGAGACGCUGCAUAAACACUUUCCGUCCGCCGUGCACGAGGACCUUCACCGACUUGGGGGCUCGUAUUAUCAGAGAGUGGAACAAAUAACUCGAUUGUCCUACCCAGUCACGCUGCCUCUCCACCAAAUCGUCAUCGAUAAGCUCAACCGCAUAGAUCACGAACCAGUCAAAGACGGCUGGCCGCUCCCGGCCACGCAGUGGCAAUGGGGUAGAGUCGCAUCUCGCUUCAGGAACGAUCGCAACUUCGCUUUCGCGGAGGGCGCCUUUAGUACCGUUGAUUCGCUUCUGGAAACGGCGAUGAUCAACGGCGUGGUUCAGAAACCGGAGGGUGUACUGCCUGGUGGUGCUCAUAUCCUGAUCAACGCCCCCGUCCUUUACCUCGAACCAAGACCGGACGGCAAGACCGAUCCGAAAUCCCGACCACCUGUCACGCAUGUUGUCGUCCGAGGGCAUCUAGACAGAAAGAACAGAAUUCGCUGUCGUCACGCCAUCAUCUGUGCAGGGAGCGUAGAAAGCCCUGCGAUCCUGUUGCGAAGCGUAGAUGGCGACCCCGGGAAGUACGGAGGUGACUUCAACGCACAUUUUGGGCACCUUACCGACCAUCACAUAUUCUCGGUCGGGAAGUCGUUCAUUUACAGGAAGAUGGCGAAUCGGGAAACGCUCAACGCUAUGAAGCUCCAGACGGAGAUUACAUUCCGCAACACAGAUGGUGAAGCACAGGAAACCGCUCUUGUGCACGUCUCCUUAGACGCCGAGUCCUUCCUACCGCGCAGUGAUCGCUCCGCAACUGGAUUUCCCCAGCUCGUCAUCGUAUUCAUGCUGCCUGCGCGGCUAGCUCGGGGCAACUCGGUGAAUAUCGAUAAGAAUGGAGACCCGCAUAUCCAUGUGGACUUCGCUGAUGUUCCCGAUCUACUCGAGAAGAAGGACGUAUGCCGCCGCUUCGCCAUCGAAGUCAUGAAGACGUUGGCCAGGACACUGGACCUCCAAUAUCUUGAUGAGAUCCCAAUGAACGACGGUGCACCUAUUUUCGACAUAAUUGAUCUCGACAAACUGGAAGACAGCAUCAAAGAACUGAACCCAAUUCCGCUUGGCACUGUCGCGCACGAGCUCGGGACCAUUCCUAUGCCGGAUAAUACCGGAUCUGGGGGGAUUGUGGACGAUCAGCUGGAGAUGCAGUACGGGUGGAAGAACGUGUCCGUGUGCGACCUUUCUGUUUUCCCGCAUUCUCCUGCUGCGAAUCCUGCUCUCUCGCUAGCCGCCCUGGCUCUCCGCCUAUCCGAUCGUCUCCUGGCUCCCGAAGAUGUCUUUCGCGCCGGUAGACCCAUCCGCGUCUACAAUAUGACCACGAAAAACCUCUGGGCGCGAGUAACGCUCUCCAAUCCCAGCUUUCCGGUUGUCGACCCCUCCGAUACCCUGAUAAUACCAGGGAACUUCCUCGACUGGAGACGGAAUACAAGGGAGUCUCUGUUUGUUCACUCCGAGUCCCCGCAGGAUGAUGACCAGAGCAUAUGGGGCGGAGGCGCAAACUCGGGGAGGUCGAAGUUCACGGUGCAACCUGUUUGGCCUGGGCUCGUCACUUUGGUUGUGACUAGGCCUUCGGCGCAAAAGACUUCCGGAUCCCUAGGUGGAGAAGGCGAAACUUCUGGGCACGUAUUCGGCCUGCCCGUGCGACCUGAUAGGCGCGUUCAUGAUCCUUUGGAGUGGGUUCCAGGCGCACAACGUGGGGAAGCUGAAUCCUUGCAUUAUGAGGUGGUUUAUGGGCCAGAAGAUUAG
This is a messenger RNA of Punctularia strigosozonata HHB-11173 SS5, 2763 nucleotides long. RefSeq lists its product as uncharacterized. Gene Ontology annotation, molecular function: oxidoreductase activity, acting on CH-OH group of donors. The coding region runs from base 1 to 2763 and encodes 920 amino acids. Lineage: Eukaryota; Fungi; Basidiomycota; Agaricomycetes; Corticiales; Punctulariaceae. The transcript is spliced from 4 exons. The record is from RefSeq and is a predicted model, not a curated record.